AUGUUGCUUUUAUGUAUUUUAGCGAGCAUCGUCGUCGUCGUGUUUUUAGCCAUCUCAUUUUCAGCGCAAAUUAGGAAAUAUGCAGCAGGUGGAGAAUGCGCAUCACCAACUCGACUGGAUGGAAAGACCGUCCUCAUCACAGGAGCCAACACCGGCAUCGGGAAGGAAACAGCACUUGAUCUGGCAACAAGAGGUGCCCGGGUGAUCAUAGGCUGCAGAGAUGUAGACAAAGGAGAAGAUGCUGCUGCUAGCAUACGCAUGUCGUGCUCCAAUGCAGAUGUGGAGGUCCGGGAGCUGGAUUUAGGCGACACCUGUUCAAUACGAGCAUUUGCACAGAAAUUCCUCAGCGAAUUCAAUGAGCUCCACGUUCUAAUAAACAAUGCAGGCGUAAUGAUGUGCCCUUACACCAAAACUGUGGAUGGCUUUGAAAUGCACAUCGGAGUAAAUCACUUGGGCCACUUCCUGUUGACGUACCUGCUGAUUGGUCUGCUGAAGCGCAGUGCUCCAUCUCGUAUUGUGGUCGUAUCGUCGCUCGCACACAACUUUGGCUGGAUUCGCUUUCAUGACCUUCACAGCCAGGGCAGCUACAACAGCGGAUUAGCUUACUGCCAAAGCAAACUGGCCAAUGUGCUUUUUACCAGAGAGUUGGCGCGCAGGCUGCAAGGCUAUAAUGUGACGGUGAAUUCGGUGCACCCUGGCACAGUGAACUCCGACCUGACACGGCACUCGACCAUCAUGAUGAUCCUGUUCACCAUGUUUUCUAUAUUUCUGAAAACGCCUCGAGAAGGAGCUCAGACCAGUGUCUACUGUGCUGUGGCUGAAGAGCUGCACUCCAUCUCUGGGAAACACUUUAGUGACUGCGCCCCUGCGUUCGUGGCUCCCCAGGGCAGGAGUGAAGAGACGGCUCGCAGACUAUGGGAGGCUAGCUGUGAGCUUCUUGGCAUCGUAUGGGACUGA
Messenger RNA from Knipowitschia caucasica, 957 nucleotides. Lineage: Eukaryota; Metazoa; Chordata; Actinopteri; Gobiiformes; Gobiidae. The record is from the annotation of a GenBank genome assembly.